AUAUCGAAAGUGGCUUAUCAGAGAUGUUUCUUUGUUUUAGUGUACACGUAGAUCCAAAUUGCCAUAACGUCGUCAAGAUGUGUGCGGCUAAAUUAUCCACAUAUCCGUUUGAGCCUGAAUUGAUGUUCCCUUAGUGUCAAAGCUCAACUUCCUUUAGUGUUAAAGGAUCGAUAGCUCACUGUUGGUCAAAAGCUCCUUUUAAGGAAGUGUCAGACCAUAUAUGUACAGCAUCGGCGACUCGUGUACACCCUAUAAAUAUAAAAAAAAUGAUACGUCAUCCUUGAAGUUGCGUAGGUAUUUCAGUUCGUGUUAAGCUACCGAACAAGCGUUAACGUUAACAUGGCCUCUGGAGAGUCCAAUUUCUUGGCGCCUUCAGUUUUACUACUGUGUUUGUUGGGGUUCGCAAGUGCAGCACCAGCAAGCAACAGUAAAGUUGGGUCCGUAGAGAAGAAGAACGUAUUCAUUACUGGGCAGCGCAUCGAAGUUAUCAUUUCGUCAACCAAAGAGGAUACGAAUGUUUCGCUGAAACGAAUUUUACAGAAGCUGGAGUCGGUGAACGCUGAAAAUAAGAAACUGGUCAAAGACGUUCAAGCUUUGAAAACACAAAUCCACACAUUGGAAGACAAAGUUGGAAAUGCCUUCCUGUUUCCGCGUCGGGGAGUAAGCGACUACGUCAUUAUCCGUGGCAGCAUGCCGAAUCUCUCAGCUUUGACAGCUUGUUUGUGGAUGAAAGCCACUGAUACGAGUACAGGAACUCCUCUGGGUUACGCUGUGCCUGAUCAGGAUAACGAGUUUAUCAUCUACAACUACAAGUCAUUUAUGUUGUUCGUUGGAGGUAACCACAGGAAGACGUCUGUUUCUGCUAUUGACGGGAAGUGGCACCACAUCUGCGCAACAUGGGAAAAUACCGCUGGAUCUUGGAAGUUGUACAAAGAUGGUGCUGUUGCAGAUCAAGGUCACGGAUUGCAGAAAGGUUACGUGAUCCGUGGUGCUGGAUCUCUAGUGUUGGGACAAGAGCAAGACUCAGAAGCAGGAGGAUUCGCCGCGUCUCAGAGCUUUGUUGGCGAAAUGACGGGUGUCAAUAUAUGGAAUCGAGUCAUAGAUUACCACGAGAUUGCCAGUAUGUCGAAAUCGUGCGGGACAGGGGAGGGAAACGUGUAUAAGUGGUCCGAUUUUAAGCCUCACAUAAUAGGUGGAGUUCACUUGGUUUCUCCUUCGUGUGCAAUUUGAAAGAAUUUUUUUGUUUUUAAGGAGAAAGGAGACAACUCGACCAUAUUCCUAUUUUGCAAAAUUUCCCCCAGCAAAGAACUUACAGAAGAAGUUAUAAUGAUCCUGUAGGGAAAAUAAUGACAAAAAUAUCGUUUUGAAGAGAAGAUAUACGAGCAUAAAAUAAAGCCAUGAGUGUCAAAUGAAAAAAUAAAAACCAUCAGUCUCCCAAAGAUGUAAAACACCCCAAAUUACAAAACAGAGCGGUUUUCAAUUGAGUGUCGCAAAAUCAAAACCAAACCAAUUACUUAAUUACCAAUUAGACUGCUUAGCCAAUCCCAAACCGAAGUAAAACCAAAACCAAAACCAACUUAACCGCUUUAUCAAUAUUGCAGUUAUAAUCUAGCUUAUUCCUCGUCCUUUUUAAUUGAGUGUGGGAAGUAAUCAGGCAAUGACUCUGCUUUUGACUUUGAUUUUGGUUUUUCUCUGGUUUUAGAUUGGUUGAGUAGCCGAAUUGGUAAGUGACUGGUUUAAUUGGUUUUGGUUUUACGAUACUCAAUCGAAAACCACUCGAUGUAACCUGUUUUACUCACCGUAGCCAAAUUCGCAAUUAGCCAAUCAGGAGCCAGGCCCGCCGAUACCGUACGUCCUGAUAUCUUACGAUAUCAAGUAACCGACCUGAUAUGGCCCAAUAGAUGGCCGAGUAUGGUCACGGAAAUACCCAAUCGUACCUUUUGAUACUGACAUCUGUUGCAGUAUAUAUAAGGCUCGUUUUGUCUCACCAUGAGCAUUUUGUGUCGCUUGCGUCUCAGCAAAAUAUAAAAAAUGGCUUGUCUAAACUCUCUUAAUAUGCGCGCUGCCGACGAAAAGGCACUACCUCAACAUACUGUACGGUUCGUUAAUUUUACAGACAGAGCGAUAUAAACUCAGCAGAAAGAUGUGCCAAACGGUGGGUGUUUCUACCUCUACCUCUUUUUAAUCUUUGAUAAAUAAUGGUGAUAGACUGAUCAAUGGAGUCCCAUUAGGUCAAUUUUGGUCUGUUAUCAUGUGAGUGAUAAACAAAAUCGGACGACCGCGAAGCGGGCCGGGAAUUCCGUUUAAUCACGAAUAUUAGUAUAAUUACAGACCGAAUAGGCCACGUUCGGUAUAUCAAUAUUCUAUCAUGGCUCCGAGGCUUUC
This is a messenger RNA of Orbicella faveolata, 2385 nucleotides long. RefSeq names its product neuronal pentraxin-1-like. The record is from RefSeq and is a predicted model, not a curated record. Lineage: Eukaryota; Metazoa; Cnidaria; Anthozoa; Scleractinia; Merulinidae.